AAUGUCACACAUAGAUUUCAUCACAUACAGUGAGAGAAUGUGAAGAGCUGCGAGGAUCUCUAACAGAAACGCGCGUAUGUACAGCUGCUAAAAAAAAGCUCUGUAUUUUGACUGUAUUAAAGCUGUUUAUUGUGUUUGAACUGGUUUUGGCGAGAGGCUCUCCACACAAACACGAGAUAACCGCGUGUAGUGAGACUCCAGGCCGCUCGGGGGCAGCAGAACGCGGCGCUCCUGCGCAAAGACGCGACGACACAAGCCGCAUCAGAGAAGGACAUUGUUGUGUUAUUUAUAAUCAUCUGAUUCUUUCAAACUGUUAGAUUCAUCGAAGUGUUUAAUGUUGUCGAGGCUCAGAAGUAAUUAUCUGUGAAUGUGUGGAUGAUGGUGGAAAACUCUCCGUCUCCUCUCCCGGAGAGAGCGAUCUACGGCUUCGUGCUGUUCCUGGGGUCUCAGUUCGGGUUCUCAUCUGCUGAAUGUGCUCCUUCAGUGCUGUAUGUGGUUUGGGCUUUUGUUCCUGACGACUGGCUUCAUUCUGCUGGAUUGACUUACUGGCCUCAGAAAUACUGGGCUCUGGCGGCUCCCAUCUACCUGCUGGUCACUUUAACCUCCUGUUUUGUGCUGCUGUUUGGGGUGAACAUGAUGAACACGGCUCCGCUCAGAUCAGUGGACAACAUCACGGAUCGCUAUGCCAGGAGUCAGUGCACGGCUGAGGAUCAGGAAGGAGUGAUUCCCAGACUCAGAGACGUUCCCAUCAGUGAAAUAAACCGCUUGUUUUACCUGGAUCACCACGAGCAGUGAAUAUGUGUGCCGGCGUCCGUCUCUGUCAUCGGUGCAGACGUUUGCUCAGCGUUUGCUCAGGGUUUAGAUGAUCAGAUCCAUCAGCCGCAUGUGACAGGCCUGAGAUUUGACUUUCUGAUGAACCUGAGCGGGCCGUCGUGACCCCGCUGACCCCUGACGGACUCGUGGACAUUCAGCAGUUAAAUAAAACUUUAAAAAACCCAGUUCUUAAAACAUCACUGCAUUUUCACAUCUUUCUCAAAAACUAAGUUCCUGUUCCUGUUUUUUUGCUGCUGUUGUGCUCGUCAUGUUGUGUGGCUGUUUGGUCAGACCGUGACCUCUGUGACCUCAGACUAGAAGUGAAACGGUCAUCUCACUAUCUGCCCAUCACGUCUCCAAUCCGUCUGCCGCAGGUGCGUGUUCCUGCUCGUCCGCACCCGAUGACCCUCAUGAGUAAACACGCCGGUGUCAGGUGGCCAGUCACCAGUUAACCUGUGACCUGUGACCCCGUGACCUGCAGAAAAACAGACUAUUGUGGUUUUCCUUUUCUCAGGUUUAUUUUAUUAGAAUAUUAUGAAAACUUGUUUCUGCCAUGGAAUAAAAAUAAACAUUUUUUUUUUUAUCACAA
Molecule: messenger RNA, 1402 nt
Organism: Megalobrama amblycephala (Wuchang bream)
Lineage: Eukaryota; Metazoa; Chordata; Actinopteri; Cypriniformes; Xenocyprididae
Gene: pigp
Product: phosphatidylinositol glycan anchor biosynthesis, class P
Exons: 4
Coding region: 376-795 (139 amino acids)
Biological process (GO): GPI anchor biosynthetic process
Molecular function (GO): phosphatidylinositol N-acetylglucosaminyltransferase activity
Source: RefSeq, a predicted model, not a curated record